Molecule: messenger RNA, 924 nt
Organism: Colletotrichum orchidophilum
Lineage: Eukaryota; Fungi; Ascomycota; Sordariomycetes; Glomerellales; Glomerellaceae
Product: 2OG-Fe(II)oxygenase family Oxidoreductase
Exons: 2
Coding region: 1-924 (307 amino acids)
Biological process (GO): peptidyl-proline hydroxylation to 4-hydroxy-L-proline
Cellular component (GO): endoplasmic reticulum
Molecular function (GO): procollagen-proline 4-dioxygenase activity; iron ion binding; L-ascorbic acid binding
Source: RefSeq, a predicted model, not a curated record
AUGAUCUCCUACGUCAUCGCCCUCGUGGCAUUCCUCAUCUUCUUCUCCGACCCCCUCGUCAACUUCUUCUCGCCGUCGUCAACGCACGGCGGCCGAGGCAGCCGGGGCCGGGUGGUCCGCACGCCCCGGCCGCAAAUGAACGAGUCGUUGCUCGCCAUCGAGUACCCCAACGCGACGGCCCUAUCCUGUCCGCCUGACAACUACUCUGUGCGCCUCUUUUCCAAGGAGCCGCUGGUGUUGUACAUUGAAGGGUUUCUGAGUUUUGAGGAACGGGCGCAUUUACUUGAAAUCAGCCAACCCAUCUUUGAACCCUCAACAAUAACCCACGACGGCGCCGGCGUCCACCGCGACGCCUCGGUCCGCGAGUCCGAAGUCGCGCUGAUCCCCCGCACCGACACCGUCCGCUGCGUCGAGGCACGCGCCCGGGCCCUCCAGGGCUGGCGCGAGGACCUCUGGAUCGAGAGGCUGCGGACGCAGCGGUACGUCGAGGGCGGGCACUAUUCGUACCACUUUGACUGGAGCGCCAACCGCGGGGGGUGGGGCCGGGUGAGCAGCAUGAUGGCGUGGGUCGAUGCGCGCGGCGACGAUGGCGUGCCUGGGGAAGGGACCGGCGAGGGUUUGGCCGGGGGCGGGACGGAGUUUCCGUUGCUUGAGGUCCCCGGGCUGACGGAGGAGGUUUGGUGUCGGUUUCUGGAGUGCGGUGAGAGAGGCGAGAGAGGUGACGGGCUGAAGAAGCAGGAGGAGGAUGGGGAGCAAGGGAAGGGGACUGUCUUCAAGCCUGUUCCGGGCAAUGCCGUUUACUGGGAAAACUUUCGGGCGGAUGGGAGCGGUGCCGGGUAUGAUGAGACGUGGCACGCUGGGCUACCGGUCAAGAAGGGCGUCAAAGUCGGGCUCAAUAUCUGGAGCACUGGAAGGAUAGAGUAA